AUGAAGAAAAAAUUUGUGCAAGUGACAAGAAUUGAUGAAAAUUUGAGUGGCAAUGAUAAUGAUAAUAAUGAGAAGCAAAUUAAUGAUAAGCCAGAAAGUGGCAGUAUUUAUGGAAUGAGUGGUAUGUCACAUUUAAAUAAGUGGAUCGGUCGAGACUAUGCACACGAAGAAGCUAUUUUUAAUGAACUUACACAUUUGAAGAAGACACAAUUGCAGUAUGGUAAAGUAAAGGAACAAAUAUUGGUCCGGUCACUAAUUAAUAAUUUCUGUAAAAUGUACAGUCUUAACCCGGCAUACUUGAAAUUUAACACUUUUCAUGCAUGGGAAAAAUUUCUUUGUGAUCAGUUGAAAUUGCUAUAUUUAAAAGAACGGAAUCAUAUACUCAAUUCACAUCACCCGCACUAUUCAUCUGUCAACAAAUGUAAAACAAGCCUGCAACGAAAACAAGUAUAUCAAGACAACACGAUAUUAAAUACUAUCACGGAAGGUACACGUUCGGCUCAUAGUGAUUCAUCUCAAACCAUAUUAUAUACACGUGAAAAGCGUUGUAAUUGCUUGUAUAAUAGAUAUGAUUUGCUGUAA
Molecule: messenger RNA, 582 nt
Organism: Cercopithifilaria johnstoni
Lineage: Eukaryota; Metazoa; Nematoda; Chromadorea; Rhabditida; Onchocercidae
Source: the annotation of a GenBank genome assembly